Messenger RNA from Thrips palmi, 462 nucleotides. Its product is annotated as paired box protein Pax-3-like. Gene Ontology annotation, molecular function: RNA polymerase II transcription regulatory region sequence-specific DNA binding; DNA-binding transcription factor activity, RNA polymerase II-specific. The coding region runs from base 1 to 462 and encodes 153 amino acids. Lineage: Eukaryota; Metazoa; Arthropoda; Insecta; Thysanoptera; Thripidae. The transcript has 4 exons. The record is from RefSeq and is a predicted model, not a curated record. Gene Ontology annotation, biological process: regulation of transcription by RNA polymerase II.
AUGGCGCGCGAGUCGCUGCAGUGCUUCCCGCGCUGUGCCAGCCCCAGCAGCGGCGAGGAGUCCGAGACGGAGUCCGAGCCCGGCAUCCCCCUCAAGAGGAAGCAGCGGCGCUCCAGGACCACCUUCAGCGGGGAGCAGCUGGAGGAGCUGGAGCGCGCCUUCCAGCGCACGCAGUACCCCGACGUCUACACCAGGGAGGAGCUCGCGCAGAAGACCAAGCUGACGGAGGCCCGCGUGCAAGUGUGGUUUAGCAACCGGCGGGCGCGGCUGCGCAAGCAGUUUCAAUCCAGAAUUUUUCAACAAUUUAAUGCUAUGUCAUUUUCCGGCUUGUUCCCCAGUGGUGCGUCGCCCUACUCCGCCAACCUCACGCCCCACUCGCCGUCCGAGGCCAAGUCCGGCUACCCGUACUUCGGCCAGCUCAGCUCCAUGGAGGCCGGCAUGGUGUGCGGGCGCGUCCACUGA